ACAAUAAGAUCAGGACAAAAACUACUGAAGAAGAAAACCACUGAAGAAAAAAGAAGUGGAGGAUGGUUUGGUAGUUUCUGGGCUAGAAAAGAAUCUAGGAAAAAGGAAGAUGAAGAAUCACCUGUUCCUGAAACUAUCGAUGAAUUAAUGACACCAGAAGAGAAAGCUAAGCUUUUUACUGCUAUUGGAUAUAGUGACAGCUCACGUGACCUUUCCUUGCCAAAGCAGUACGUGGCCCAUGUUGUGACGCUGAAGCUGUUAAGCACUUCUCUUACAAUUAAAGAAGACAAGAACGUGGCAGAAACGCUUAAAGUACAGAUAAUUGAUCUGAGUACCAAAAUAUCACAGCGCCCAGGAGCACAAGCCAUUAAGGUUGAAGCAAAGCUUGAAAACUGGUACGUUACAGGCUUGAGACAAGCAGACAUUGUACCAUCUCUUGUGGCUUCCAUAGGGGAUAGCAAGUCUUCUCUGCUUAAGAUAGAGUUCAAUGUUAACCCAGAGGAUAGUACUGCUGACCAGAGUCUUACCAUUGAAUCACAGCCUGUGGAAAUAAAAUACGAUGCAAAAACAAUAAAUGCAAUGGUAGAAUUCUUUCAGACAAGUAAGGGAAUGGACCUUGAAAGAUUAACAUCAGCCACAUUAAUGAAGCUGGAAGAAAUCAAGGAAAGAACCGCUACAGGAUUAGUUCACAUUAUUGAAAUGCGGAAAGUCCUUGACUUGAGGAUUAAUCUGAAACCUUCCUACCUUGUGGUUCCACAGACGGGUUUCUUCCAUGAAAAAUCAGAUUUGCUAAUUUUGGACUUUGGUACAUUUCAGCUGAACAGCAUAAAUCAAG
Apaloderma vittatum (bar-tailed trogon) is the source of this 835-nucleotide messenger RNA. RefSeq names its product vacuolar protein sorting-associated protein 13C-like. The transcript is spliced from 7 exons. Gene Ontology annotation, biological process: protein retention in Golgi apparatus; mitochondrion organization; protein targeting to vacuole. The record is from RefSeq and is a predicted model, not a curated record. Gene Ontology annotation, cellular component: extrinsic component of membrane. The annotation marks the transcript as partial. NCBI's taxonomy places the organism in Eukaryota, Metazoa, Chordata, Aves, Trogoniformes, Trogonidae.